UAAAUGGAGUAGGUGGCGGCUGCGGCGGAGCAGGCAGCGGCCAGGCCGAGGUCCUCCCCCCCGUGACGUAAUAGUGUCAGGCCGGCCGUCGAGCACACAUCACUGCGCGCCAUGCUCGUCAAGGAGUAUCGAGUCAUCCUGCCACUCACAGUAGAGGAGUACCAAGUAGCGCAGCUGUACAGUGUAGCGGAGGCGAGUAAGAAUGAGACUGGUGGGGGUGAGGGCGUUGAGGUGCUGAAGAAUGAACCCUUUGAUAACUACCCGCUGCUGGGCAACAGAUACAGCAGUGGACAGUACACCUACAAAAUAUACCACCUUAAAAGCAAAGUGCCGGGCUACAUCCGCAUCCUGGCACCAGAAGGCUCACUAGAGGUGCAUGAGGAGGCCUGGAAUGCUUACCCAUACUGCAGAACCAUCAUCUCUAAUCCUGGCUAUAUGAAGAAAAACUUUAUCAUUUGCAUUGAGACCCUUCAUGCACCUGACAUGGGGACCAUGGAAAAUGCUCAUGAACUCACUGGAGAGAAAUUGAAGUUACGGGAAGUGGUCCCCAUUGACAUCUCAAAUGAUCCUGUCAAAACAGCAGACUACAAGCCCGAUGAGGACCCAACCAAAUUCAAGUCAGAGAGGACUGGGCGAGGCCCCUUAAUAGGCCCAGAGUGGUGGAAAAAGUGUGACCCAGUCAUGACGUGCUACAAAUUAGUAACUUGCGAAUUCAAAUGGUUUGGUCUUCAGACUCGUGUUGAAAGGUUCAUUCAGGAUGUUGAACGCAGACUUUUUACAAACUUCCAUAGGCAAGUGUUCUGCUGGAUGGACAGAUGGCAUGGUAUGACAAUGGAGGACAUUCGCCGGUUAGAGGAUAAAACUAAACAGGAACUUGACAAAGUAUGUGUGAAUAUUGGUCAGCAUAGAAUCUUAAGAUGAUAUAUGUGUAUGUAUA
This is a messenger RNA of Eriocheir sinensis (Chinese mitten crab), 937 nucleotides long. RefSeq names its product phosphatidylinositol transfer protein alpha isoform-like. Gene Ontology annotation, cellular component: cytoplasm. The transcript is spliced from 8 exons. Bases 112 to 921 code for a protein of 269 amino acids. Gene Ontology annotation, biological process: phospholipid transport. Gene Ontology annotation, molecular function: phosphatidylcholine intramembrane carrier activity; phosphatidylcholine binding; phosphatidylinositol binding. Lineage: Eukaryota; Metazoa; Arthropoda; Malacostraca; Decapoda; Varunidae. The record is from RefSeq and is a predicted model, not a curated record.